Molecule: messenger RNA, 1923 nt
Organism: Symbiodinium necroappetens
Lineage: Eukaryota; Dinophyceae; Suessiales; Symbiodiniaceae
Source: the annotation of a GenBank genome assembly
AUGGGGGCCUUGACGGGCUUGGCCUUCUGCGUGCUGGCAACCCUACUUGCCGCGGAGCGCAGCACGCGGCAUCUGCAGGUGUUUCUGGGGACCGAUGCAGAAGAGCACCAUGGCGACCACAGGGCCGACACCAAGCCUGGAAGCCGCACGCACAUCGAAGAGGUCACAGCCGGCAGCUUCACGAGGCUCGGCCCUGCUAUGUCUGAGUGUACCGGGCCGGAGGCCUUAAGGUCGGCCUUCCUGGAGCUCGGGGUCCCGGCUGAAGAGCUCACGCGUGAUCCGUGCUCCUGGCCCGGAGCUGGCUGCGAUGAAAGCGAGUGCGUGGUGAAGAUCGACUUGUCAGGGUGGCCGCUCUCGGGCCGUGUCGGAGUCCUUCCCAGGGAGCUCGAGUCACUGGACCUUUCAAACACCAAAGUCCACGGAAACACCAGCGCCUUGCAACACCUGACGCAGCUGAUGCACCUGGACCUCGGCAACACCCAAAUUGCCGGCAGUCUAGAGCCACUGGCUCCCCUCACCCAGCUGCGGGGCCUGGGCCUCUUCAACACCAAAAUUGCCGGCGACCUCCAGCCACUGGCUCCCCUUACAAAGCUGCAGCGCCUGAGCCUCCAUAACACCCAAAUUGCCGGCGACCUCCAGCCACUGGCUCCCCUUACAAAGCUGCAGCGCCUGCAACUCUCCAACACCCAAAUUGCUGGCAGUCUAGAGCCACUGGCUCCCCUCACCCAGCUGCGGUACCUUUCUCUCCCCAACACCCAAAUUGCCGGCGACCUCCAGCCACUGGCUCCCCUCAUCCAGCUGCAGUACUUGUACCUCCACAACGCCCAAAUUGCCGGCCACCUCCGACCACUGGCUCCCCUCACCCAGCUGCAGCUCCUGAGCCUCCAAAACACCCAAAUUGCCGGCGACCUCCAGCCACUGGCUCCCCUCACCCAGCUGCGAAACCUGAACCUCGCCCACACCCAAGUUGCCGGCGACCUCCAGCCACUGGCUCCCCUCACCCAAUUGCAGUACUUGCACCUCUACAACACCCAAAUUGCCGGCGACCUCCAGCCAUUGACUCCCCUCACCCAGCUGCAGCUCCUGAGCCUCCAAAACACCCAAAUUGCCGGCGACCUCCAGCCACUGGCUCCCCUCACCCAGCUGCGGUACCUGCACCUUUCCUCCACUCAAAUUGCCGGCGACCUCCAGCCACUGGCUCCCCUCACCCAGCUGCAUCUCCUGAGCCUCCAAAACACCCAAAUUGCCGGCGACCUCCAGCCACUCAAAGCCCUUGCCGAGCUGCAGAUCCUGCGUCUUGGAGGAGCCCCUGUGAGGGGCCAGAUUGAGUCGAUCUCAGCUCCACGCAAGUUCACGGGCGCCUUGCCAUUUCGUGGCCGGCUGAGGAAGCUUGCUACCCUCAACCUGGCGGUCGGGCCCUUGGACUUUCCAUGCGGCAGCCAGGCCGAGUUCCUUCCAAGCGGAAAAGAGCUCCAGCAGGAGCUCUUCAUCAAGGACUCGUCCCAGAAGCUCCUGCCAGCACUGAUGACCUUGGUGUCAGACUGCCCUCUCAAUGGUCCUGUGGAAGACCUCCUCGUGCCGCUGGCGGCUUCAGGGACACUCACCCGCCUGCUCGCCAAGCAUGCCAACCUCUCCGGGCAUGUGCCAGACAUAGAUUGCCUUAAGGGAGCAAGAGUAGAUGGCAAAAGCUGGGCUUCGUACUGCGGGCUUCCCUUGUCCAAGACGCUGCAAGCGCUAGACUUCUCGGGCAACAAGAUUUCCGGUGCGGACGCCGUGCAGGUCCAGAUGUACAUCUCGUUGGCCAACAACCCACCGAUUACGUUCGCAACUGGCACCUUACAGAGUGCCCUCAAAAAGAACCUUCAGCUGGACCUAAGUGGCACGGCCAUCACAAAACUCGCGGGAUAUCUCACGUCUCUUUGA